ACGGGCAUGACGAGUACUGUGUCACGGAGGCCGCCUAUCUCCGCAAAGCCGAAGCGCUCACAAAGAGCUGCUUUGAAGACAAAAAGAAGGUCCCUUGCUAUGGGCGUUACCAAGAAAGGUACAGAGAAUGAGAAAGGAUUAGAUGCAGUCCGGAACACAGAGAUGCAAGAACACGCCGCGGUAACUGUGAAUUUAAUUUCAACAAGAGCGGUAAACAGUGAUGAAGAAAUGGAAGAAAUCGGCGAGGACCCAGAGGGGGAAGAACGGGAAGCCGCCGGUGGAGAUGACGACGAAAACGAGGAUCAGGACCACAGCGAUGUUGAAUCGUUUGAUUUCUUCACAGAAUCGUCCAGCGAGGUGUCAGAAGAGGCAGUUCUGUUACCGAACAUUUUAAUCCCUUGUACAAGGUGUCAUGAUGUUAUUAACAUAUGUCGCCUGCCAUGUCACCGGAAUUUGCACUGCGCGUUACAAACACUCAAGUACGCACAGGAUCAGAGGCCAAAAAACAUCAGCGCUUUGGUCAGGCGAAGGAAACUAUUGAUAAAACAGCAACAAGAUGCCAGUUCAAAAAGACGACAAGAUCCCUUUGGUGACAAGCAUUUGCAUAAAUUAAACACGGCGUUUGAGUUCCUAAGAACAGAACUUCAAGGAACCACAGAUUUGCGAUAUCUUAGUGAAAGGGUAAUUGAAGAAAUAAAAGUAACUGGCGAGAGCUUCGAUUUGUCUUGCUCAAUUGCAGCUGGAGUUUGCGAGGAAGCAAAUAAAAGGUGGAAAUACAUGGAGGAUGUGCACAUCUAUAAAGACAACUUUUUGAACAACAUAAAUAGGGCCUGUUUCUUGAGAGUCCAAGAGCUGACAGAGUUCAAUAUUGCUUUUCAUGUGCUUCUUGGUGAACCAGACAAGGUCCUUCAGGAUUUUGUGAAAUCCAAAGAAAUUGGUGGUGUUGUGGCAGACUUUACACCUUUAAGGAAACCUCUUAAAUGGGUGGAAGAUGUUGCCAAGAAACUCCCAAAAAAUGUUCCACUUUGUCAGCUGUACAAUCUUUCAAAUCAUGUUAAGAAAAUUAAGAAACUUAUUUCUUAUCUGAAGAAGAGAAGCAUCCUCUUUUCACCAAAGUUCAGGUUCAUUAUCUGUAACUUUCCAAAGGCAGUGGAUUGGGAAGCAGUGGAUAGUUUCAUUGAUGUUGAUCGUGCUGUUAAAGAUGUUGAUUGGGCUAAAGCAGGAACUGAGGCUGGUCUGGAAAUGUUGGAAUCAUUCUGUAACAGCAGGCUCAAAUAUUUUGCAACAGAUAGGAACAAUCCCACAAAGGAAGCUUUAAGUAACUUAUCACCAUGGUACAUUAUGAAACAGUUACUUGACAAUAAAAGGCUACAACUUCCACAGCCAGGAAUGGAAGCUGUGGCAAGUUAUUUGGAUUUGAACACUGAUCAUGUUGCCACUCUUGAUCAAGAAAAUAUCAUAAUUGCUGAAAAGGUUAGUGCCAUGUUCAAUGCAUGGAAACAUGCACAGGGAACAAAUGCAACUCGCAGUAAACUAGUGACUACUUUGGUUGGUGUUAAAAGAAAAGACUUGGCUGAAAAAGUUCUCACCUACCAGAAGGAAUGA
Messenger RNA from Pocillopora damicornis (cauliflower coral), 1605 nucleotides. RefSeq names its product protein phosphatase 2C-like domain-containing protein 1. The record is from RefSeq and is a predicted model, not a curated record. Gene Ontology annotation, molecular function: protein serine/threonine phosphatase activity. Gene Ontology annotation, biological process: protein dephosphorylation. Lineage: Eukaryota; Metazoa; Cnidaria; Anthozoa; Scleractinia; Pocilloporidae.